Messenger RNA from Salvia hispanica, 1557 nucleotides. RefSeq lists its product as uncharacterized. The record is from RefSeq and is a predicted model, not a curated record. Gene Ontology annotation, cellular component: cytosol. Gene Ontology annotation, molecular function: protein-folding chaperone binding. Lineage: Eukaryota; Viridiplantae; Streptophyta; Magnoliopsida; Lamiales; Lamiaceae.
AAAAAAAGAGUAGAAAACAUGUUCUUUUGUUGUUACUUUUGGUAAGUACUUUUGGUUGAGAUGGAAUUAUUCUCGUGAUCAUUCCCAAACACGCCCUAGGAUUUCACGACCACUUUUCUUCCUCUCCUAACUGUAAUCUCAGAUUCUCCAAAAACUCCUCUCACUUUAACCAACCACCUUGAAAAUAUCGACACUCUCUCUUCCCCAAUUCCAAUUCCUCACCGGAUUUACCGUCUACCAUUUCACCCUCUUCCCUGAAUUUUCCUUAUCGCACCUCGAAGCAUUCCAAUUUUCGAAACGGAAAAAGGUGGAAUCUUUAUUCAGUUUGGAAAUGGGGGUUGAUUACUACAACAUACUGAAAGUGUCUAGGACCGCGACGGAGGAAGAUUUGAAGAAAUCGUACAAGAGAUUGGCGAUGAAAUGGCACCCUGACAAGAACGCGGUCAACACUAAAGAGGCGGAGGCCAAAUUCAAGCAGAUUAGUGAGGCCUACGAUGUUCUGAGCGAUUCGCAGAAGCGGCAGAUCUACGAUUUGUACGGCGAAGAGGGGCUGAAAUCGGGUCUCUACCCGCCGCCGAGCUCCAAGGACAGGGAUUCCGGCUACGGCGGCGGAGGGGCGGGGUUUAAGUUCAGCCCCAGAGAUGCAGAGGAUAUUUUUGAGGAGUUUUUUGGUGGGAUGGAUGGAGGGAGGAGCGGCGCCGGAGGAGGAGGUGGGGAAUUGAAGAAGGCGGCGGUGAUGGAGAGUAAGCUGGCGUGUAGCCUGGAGGAUCUGUAUAAGGGGUCGAAGAGGAAGAUGAAGAUAUCAAGAAUUGUUCUUGAUGGGUCAGGCAAGCCAGCCACGGUUGAAGAGGUUUUAUCAAUACACAUCAAGCCCGGUUGGAAGAAGGGAACCAAGAUUACCUUUCCUGAGAAAGGGAACCAUGAAGCUGGGGCUGCCCCGGGAGACCUAAUCUUCAUUGUCGACGAGAAGCCCCACCAGGUCUUCAAGAGGGAUGGCAAUGAUCUAAUAAUCAACCAAAAGAUCUCUCUGCUCGAUGCUCUCACAGGAAAGACUCUGAAAAUAUCAACCUUAGACGGACGAGACCUCACUGUCACAGUGUCGGAUAUCGUAAAACCUGGCUAUGAAAUGAUGAUCCAGAAUGAGGGCAUGCCUAUAUCGAAAGAACCAGGCAAACGCGGAGAUCUACGGAUCAAGUUUGACAUCAAGUUUCCCUCGAGACUCACGUCUGAUCAGAAAUCGGACCUCAGGAGGGUUUUGGGCAGGACAUCCGGUUAAUUCUGGGGUCAGUCGGAAUGCUUAUUAAUUACCCGUCUUAACUCUAUUGUAUAUUCUUGAACCAAUCGAUUUUCGGAACAGAAAAAAAAAGUUCCUGUGCAUAGUAGGCAAAACAGAUUGAGAUUGGUUUCCUUUUCGUGCUUAGCGAAUAUCUUCUAGCUCAGACUUAGCUGCUAAACAGAAAUCUUCCCUUGAAAUUGAUGUGGAAAUCUGUAAAAUGCAAUAUUUCUUUGUAAUUUUGUUUCAAGUUAUAUAUCUUGAUUUCUUGGUUGUUUUGUUUC